Messenger RNA from Aspergillus bombycis, 1062 nucleotides. RefSeq names its product glycoside hydrolase family 75 protein. The record is from RefSeq and is a predicted model, not a curated record. Bases 1 to 1062 code for a protein of 353 amino acids. Gene Ontology annotation, molecular function: chitosanase activity. NCBI's taxonomy places the organism in Eukaryota, Fungi, Ascomycota, Eurotiomycetes, Eurotiales, Aspergillaceae. The transcript has 8 exons.
AUGCCUAUCAAGAACUUCGCUAGCCGCCUUGCCGUCUCCCUGGCCGUCUGUGGCACGGCCAUGGGCCAGCAGGUCAACGGAGCUGACUACAACAAGCCCAACGGAGGCCCCCCGGCCAAGUUCUUCCAGGCAUCGAGCUCCAUUCCUGUUGCGGCUAUCCAGGCCGCUGCUGCUAAGGCCAGCAAGGUUCCCUCUCAUGCGACCUACCCCAUCGGCCAGGGCUCUACCAAGUCCACCAUCCACAGUGACUGGGCCAACUUCGCUGAGGCAAGUACCGGUGCUGCCUUCUCCUUCGUGGCUGAUAUGGACGUUGACUGUGAUGGACUUAACCAUGGCUGCAAGGGCAACCCUGACGGUCAGGACGCGACCAACUGGGGCGCGCUGUCCGCAUACGAAGUUCCCUUUAUCGUCAUUCCCCAGGAGUUCUUGGAUGCGAACAAGGCCAAGCUCAAGGGAAAUGCCAUUUCUGCCGUGAUCUGGACCUGUUUCCCCGACGAGGACUUGAACGGCAACAAGGGCCACACCGCUGCCGAUGUCACCUACAUCGUCUUCACCGGCGACAAGGCCGUUCUCCCCAGCAGCGCCCUGAACGAGAACUACAUCACCAACUUCGACACUCUCCGCUCCAUGGGCGACAGCCUCGUCGGCGCCCUGGCCAAGAACCUCAACCUGGGCGGCGGCGGCGGCAACCCCCCAACCACUCUGACGACAACUAGUCUGCCCGAGCCAACUGGCGGCUCCUGCUCGUGGCCAGGCCACUGCGCCGGUGCCAGCUGUUCCAGCAACGACGACUGCUCUGACGAGCUGGCCUGCAAGAACGGCAAGUGUGCGUCGGACGGAGACGCAGAGAGCUGCUCGUGGGAGGGUCACUGCAAGGGUGCUUCUUGCUCAAGCAACGACGAUUGCUCCGAUGAGCUUGCUUGCAUCAGCGGUGUUUGCUCGGUGGAUAACGAUGCGCAAUCCUGCUCCUGGGAGGGCCACUGUGAGGGUGCCUCUUGCUCUAGUCACGAUGAUUGCUCCGACGAACUGGCCUGCCAGAACGGCAAGUGUGCGUUCGUUUAA